CACACAGCCUAACUUUGCCUGACUUGUGCUGCGUUGUUGGCCGACUAAGCGAACCCGAAAGAGGAGGGAAGAGGAGCCUUGCCGUUCGCUAUUGCCCAUUGCCCUGCGUUGUCUGUUACCUCACGGGUACCCCCUUCUCCAACCUCCCGGGAGAACCCCCGAGUUUUUCCAUCUCACUUCGUCCUUACAACCUCCAAUCUCCGCCAUUUCAUAACCGGUCCGGACAUCUUGCGCACACGAAUUGAUCGCAACGACGACGUGAUAAGUGCACAGUUUUUGAAAAUUUGCUAUCGCCGACAGCACGGCGCGAGAGUCUAUAGGAUUUAGAGUUGUGCUUUACGUUUAUAAAUCGGGUUUAUUGGCUUCGGCAUAACGCGAUGAUAUAGCACCUUGGGUUCUUUCCUAUUCCGAAUCGUCGCAAUAUAACAAGUCCUCGCGGCCGUAUCACCCCUGCCUCGACUGAAGUACUUUCUUCCAAAUACAAUUGACAGGCGCCUUCCUUGGUUCCUUCUUAUUAUCCUUUGGAAGAUUUGCUCUUUCCCAUAAUUCAGAUCGAAGACCCACCGACAUGGAUAUGGAUACUUCAUCAAUCUCAUCGGCGUCAGAUCUUUCUGACCCUCCCUCUUCCAAUCCACCUUCUUCACCUCUUUCAGUUCUCUCUAGAUCUCCCUCAAUAUCACCAAGGACAUCGCUUUCUUACAAUACAAGCCGCCUACCCUCUCCACCUUCAACAAUAACUUCCCCAGGAAGCGCGUCACCAAUGAAGUCCUCCGAUCAAGUGUCGGUCGAGAACGAGAUUACGGUGAAUCCAGAUGGCCCACCGCCCGCUAAGCGACGACGCGUCGAGCGCAAACCGCGUACCACCGAAUAUCUCGAUCUAAAAGCAGCAUCACAGCAGAGCGAGAAGGACGAGAAGUUGCUGGAACAACUAACUGGCGCUCUGCGCAAGAAGAAGAAGAUUGUGGUUAUUGCCGGUGCCGGAAUGUCCGUAUCUGCAGGAAUUCCCGAUUUCCGAUCUUCGAAGGGUUUAUUCGCGACUUUACCUAAAGAACACGGUCUAAAAGGUUCCGGAAAGCACCUAUUCGACGCGUCUGUCUACAAACAUGAUUCUACAACCUCAUCAUUCCACACUAUGGUUCGGGAUCUAUCGCAUCUUACGAGGAAUGCGAAGCCUACCCGGUUCCACCAUCUGAUCGCCUCACUUGCUAAAGAAGGCCGCCUACUGCGCCUCUACACACAGAAUGUUGACGGCCUCGACACGUCUAUGCCGCCUCUUUCCACAACAGUUCCGUUGAACACCAAAGGUCCGUGGCCCAAGACUAUUCAGCUCCAUGGCGGCCUAGGCAAGAUGGUAUGCUCCAAAUGUAGCGAGAUCAGCGACUUCGACGACUCGCUUUUCGAGGGUCCGGAGGCACCUCUCUGUAAGGGAUGUGAGGAGACUGACAACGUGCGUACCUCUCACGCUGGGAAGCGUAGUCACGGAAUCGGACGAUUGCGACCGCGAAUGGUUCUUUACAACGAGUAUAACCCCGACGAGGAAUCCAUUGCCAAUGUUGUUCGAGCCGAUAUUCGAGCCCGGCCUGACGCCAUCAUCGUCGUCGGUACCAGCAUGAAAAUCCCCGGUGUGCGUAAUAUGGUCAAGGAUAUGUGCCGUGUGACGAGAGAGCGCAAGGAUGGUGUUACGGCCUGGAUUAAUCUGGAUCCUGAACCUACCGGCGCCGACCUGAAGAACUGCUGGGAUCUAGUCGUGAAGGGAAAGUGUGACGAUGUUGCCUCCCUGGUCCAUCUGCCCCGCUACGACGCAAGCGUUGAUGAAGCUGUAGUCAUUGACGAGAAGAUGUAUGAGGAUACUGUCCGCGGCGUCAAGCUCGAGGUGGAAAUCCGAAAGACCGAAGGCAUCUCUGUCAAGAAAGAGUCACGUGACAGUUCACCACUUGAGGCGAAACCGCAAUUGGCCGACAACGUUCAGGGCAUGCCUACGCCAUCUGCUAGUCCCAAGGCACGGGCAGCCUUGCCUACGAUCAAGAUCAAGACACAACCAAAACAGAGCAAGCUCGCAUUCUCCGGUCUCAACUCGUCGAAUUCAUCUACGAAUACCACAACAGGACGCAAGGACGCUAAGAAGGCAACCCAGCGUAAGCCCAAGCAGAGCAAGAAGGCAGAGCCGAAGCCUCCUAAAGCUACGAUCAGCAAGACUUUCAAAGCUACCAAGGCAACUACGGCUGCCCCAUCCAAGAUCCCCGCAAAGCGCGAGUUCGAAUUGGAACCCGAACCAGUUCUUUCUCCUCGAUCUGUCAUGCGCGAGGAGUUCUCACUGCGUCCUCGAAGCAAGGCUGCUGGAGACGACACCGUACCUCAGAAGGGCAUUGAGAUUGCACCGCCUACUACUCCUCCUCAGCAGCCUGCACGUCUGUCGCUUGCCGGCACUAUCUCGCCUACAUCGAAGCCCCGAGGUUUCGCGUCCUUGAUCGAUUAGUUGGAACUCAAGAACCCCAGUAUAUAGGCCUGUCCUCAUUAUUUCCCUGUACAUAAAACAUUACACGAGGUCAUCUAUUCACGCAGGAAGAGGAAUGUCAAAGAUAAAUCUUUCGGAGCAUUAGAGGUUUUCCGGGGUCCGCAUUUCCUUUGUUCCAUUGCAUUCUCGCAUGAUCAGCACGUAUGGGACGAAACGUGCGUCGCGUUAUCUAUUUCCUAGGGCGGCGAAAAAAAUCCGCAUCAUUCCGGACGCGGCUCAAGUCCGUCGGUUCAUAUCUUGCUUCCUCUCACGGCGGGCAGAGGAAAGCACAGAGGCAAUGGCGUUUGAUACCUAGAAAUGAGCUGUAUGGUUAUAGCUAAACAUCUUUAUAAUGGCCCGGUUUCGGUAUGAAAAUACUUGACAUAUCAUAUACCUGGUACGGGGACAAAGACCGGAAAACCCCGAAUAUCACAGCAAGUUGAUGCAGAAGAGAAUCGGUUGUUCUUGCCAACGGCUCUUAAUGUCUCUCGGGUGAGAGGAGAGUCCGUUGCUUGCCCGUAAAAUGCAGAAUAAUCGAAAUAUGAAUGAUCUUGA
This is a messenger RNA of Annulohypoxylon maeteangense, 3049 nucleotides long. Its product is annotated as DHS-like NAD/FAD-binding domain-containing protein. The record is from RefSeq and is a predicted model, not a curated record. Bases 569 to 2476 code for a protein of 635 amino acids. NCBI's taxonomy places the organism in Eukaryota, Fungi, Ascomycota, Sordariomycetes, Xylariales, Hypoxylaceae. Gene Ontology annotation, molecular function: histone deacetylase activity, NAD-dependent; NAD+ binding. Gene Ontology annotation, cellular component: mating-type region heterochromatin. The transcript is spliced from 2 exons. Gene Ontology annotation, biological process: replication-born double-strand break repair via sister chromatid exchange; regulation of DNA repair; pericentric heterochromatin formation.